Molecule: messenger RNA, 1269 nt
Organism: Penicillium brevicompactum
Lineage: Eukaryota; Fungi; Ascomycota; Eurotiomycetes; Eurotiales; Aspergillaceae
Gene: flbB
Product: protein flbB
Exons: 5
Coding region: 1-1269 (422 amino acids)
Cellular component (GO): RNA polymerase II transcription regulator complex
Molecular function (GO): DNA-binding transcription activator activity, RNA polymerase II-specific; transcription cis-regulatory region binding
Source: RefSeq, a predicted model, not a curated record
AUGAGCGGCGGGGUAUACCCCAUGGACCACAUGCAAUAUGAGGAACCACAAACCCCAUCAUCUCGAGGCUUUGGCUCCGAAAUCUUCAAAAUCUUUGGAGGUAAUGGCAGCGCCCAGAAUCAGAAUGCGAAUGCCCAGAAGAAGGCGACUCGAGAUGGUCAACAGCCCAAGCGACGAGGACCGAAGCCCGACAGCAAGCCGGCGUUGACUCGGCGACAAGAAUUGAACCGCCAGGCACAGAGGACGCAUCGCGAGCGCAAGGAACAAUACAUGCGAGCACUCGAGACCGAGGUGUCGCGAUUACGGGAAGCAUACACGACGGAGAUCGCAGAUGCCAACGCCACGAUUCACCAACAAAAGGGCGCGAUUCAUGCAGUACGGGAGGAGAACGAGAUCCUCAAGGAGAUCCUGGCAGCACACGGAGUUCAAUAUGAAGCCGAAUUCGAGCGACGACGGGCGGAGCGCCCGCCCAUGCCUUUCGAUUCCAGUCCCGUUGCUGCGAGCAGCACUGCAUCACAAUCGGUGCCUCGUACAACCUCAGUCAGCAACCAUGAUACGACCCCGGCGACCACCCUCUCCGACAUGAGCCCGCGUGCUAAUGGGAUGGACCACUCCGAUGUCUCGCCCUCGAUCGGAUAUGGUGGUCAGCAAGUCUACCAGACUAGCCCUGGUGAACAAUCCAUGUCGAUGGAUCAUUCGUCAUUUACGCCGGUGGAUUCCAUGCAACCUAUGCCGCCCGUGCCUAUGCAAAAUCUCCGCGGCGUGUUCGAGACAGAUCCCCAGCUUCAAGUUGAUUUCAUAUUGACGCUAGAAGGACCCUGUCGCGAACACACGGAUUAUCUCUGUCGACGAUCCGUCACCGAAGCCGACGACGAAGACAUGCCAUUCUCCGGGCAUGCUUUGAUGGCUACCUGCCCGCCACCAAGUUAUAUCGAGAAGACAACCCACGAACAACCAUACCCGCACAAGGCGCCGGAUCUGCCUCACGCAAACCUAAGCACCCUCCUCAAUCUCAGCCGACAGCUUGUGACAGAGGGCCAAAUCACACCAAUCAUGGCACUCCAGUGUCUGAAGAACCACGAGCUAUACCCGACUCUCCGUCGCGACGACGUCAAGAUCAUCAUCGACACACUAAACACCAAGGUCCGAUGCUACGGCUUUGGAGCCGUGGUCGAGGACUUUGAGUUGAUAGAUUGUCUUAGCAGCGUGCUUGGCACAAAGGUUGAUCUCGGCAUGUCUGGUACAGCCGACGAGUCGAUGUAUGGCUGA